AUGUGGACCCUGGUGAGCUUGGUGGCCUUAGUGUCAGGGCUGGCGGCUGGAACGCAGUGUCCAGAUGGUCAGCGCUGCCCCGUGGCCUGCUGCUUGGACCCAGGAGGAGCCAGCUACAGCUGCUGCAAUCCUGUGGACGAGUGGCCCACAGCGCUCAGCAGGCACCUGGGCAGGCCCUGCCAGGUGGAUGCCCACUGCUCUCCUGGCUACUCCUGCCUCCUCACUGUCUUGGGGACCUCCAGCUGCUGCCCCUUCCCAGAGGCUGUGUCGUGCGGGGAUGGCCGCCACUGCUGCCCCAGGGGCUUCCACUGCAGUGCGGACGGGCAGUCCUGCUUCCGGAGACCAGACGCCAACCCCUUGGGUGCUGUCCAGUGCCCCGGUAGCCAGUUCGAGUGCCCCAACUCCUCCACGUGCUGCAUUAUGGCUGACGGCGCCUGGGGAUGCUGCCCCAUACCCCAGGCUGCCUGCUGCGAAGACAAGACGCACUGCUGCCCCCGAGGUGCCACCUGCGACCUGGCCCAUACCCGCUGCCUCACCGCCACGGGCUCCCUCCCCCUGGCACAGAAGGUCCCGGCCCGAAGGACUGACGCAGCAGGGGUCCUGUGCCCAGACGGACAGUCCCAGUGCCCCGACGGCUCCACCUGCUGCGAGAUGCCUAGCGGGGAGUAUGGCUGCUGCCCAAUUCCGAAUGCCAUCUGCUGCUCCGACCACCUGCACUGCUGCCCCCAGGACACGGUGUGCGACCUGGCCCAGAGUAAGUGUCUCUCCCAGGAGAACGCCACGGACCUCCUCACCAAGCUGCCGGCUCGCAGAGUGCAGGACGUGAAGUGUGACACGGAGACCAGCUGCCCCGAGGACUACACCUGCUGCCGCCUCCCGACAGGAGCCUGGGGCUGCUGCCCGUUUGUCCAGGCCGUCUGCUGCUCGGACCACCAGCACUGCUGCCCCCAGGGCUACACGUGCCUGGCUGGGGGGCAGUGUCAGAGGGGGAACCGGAUCGUGGCGGGUCUGGAGAAGGUGCCCGCCUCCCGGGCUUCCUCGUCCCAACGCAACGACACGGACUGUGACAAGCACACCAGCUGCCCCGUGGGGCAGACCUGCUGCCAAAGCUUGAGCAAGAGCUGGGCCUGCUGCCGGCUGCCCCACGCUGUGUGCUGCGAGGACCGCCAGCACUGCUGCCCCAAUGGGUACACCUGCAACGUGAAGGCCCGGACCUGUGAGAAGGCGGUGGACGCUGCCCACCUGCCCCUGGGCCUUCCUGAGGGCGUGGGGGACGUGGAGUGUGGACAGGGCCGCUUCUGCCACGAUAACCAGACCUGCUGCCGAGACAGCCGCGGGAGCUGGGCCUGCUGUCCCUAUCGCCAGGGCAUCUGCUGUGCCGACCAGCGUCACUGCUGCCCUGCUGGCUUCCACUGCGGGGUCAGGGGCACCAAGUGCCUGCGCAGGGAGAUGCUGCGCUGGGACGCCCCUCAGAGGGACCCAGCCCCACGAGAGCUGCUGUGA
Messenger RNA from Pipistrellus nathusii (Nathusius's pipistrelle), 1503 nucleotides. The record is from the annotation of a GenBank genome assembly. Lineage: Eukaryota; Metazoa; Chordata; Mammalia; Chiroptera; Vespertilionidae.